AUGGCGACGAAGGUGAGCUUGGAGGGGAAGAGAGUGGUUCUGGUUCCGUACAUGGCGGACCAUGUCCCAAAGUACCACCACUGGAUGCAGGACUCGGCGCUUCUCCAAGCUACGGGCUCUGAGCCGUUGAGUCUCGAGCAGGAGUAUGAGAUGCAAAUCUCUUGGACUCGAGAUCCCAAUAAGCGGACUUUCAUUGUGUUGGACAAGGAUUUCAUUAAGGGAGAAUUGGCUCAUGGUGAACCUCAUGUACAAGCCAUGACGGGUGAUGUAAACAUUUACAUGAACGAUGCGGAUGAUCCUAAGGUUGCAGAGGUCGAAAUAAUGAUAGCUGAGCCCCGAAGCCGUGGUAAAGGACUAGGAAAAGAAUCUGUCUUGAUGAUGAUGGCUUAUGCUGUCAAGAACUUGGAGAUUCACAAGUUUACAGCCAAGAUUGGGGACUCAAACACAGCUUCCCUCAGCUUAUUCCGCAAAUUGGGUUUCGAGGAGUCUUCUUACAGUAGUAUAUUCAAAGAGGUUACUCUCGAGUAUAUGGUGACAAAUCUCCGUCGAGCAGAGCUCUUGAAGUUAUUGGAUGAAGUUAUCACACACACUCAUUGGUUGGACAACCAAUCAGAUUCGCUGCUAACAGGAGAAACUAUUGCAUAA
Messenger RNA from Arabis nemorensis, 645 nucleotides. Lineage: Eukaryota; Viridiplantae; Streptophyta; Magnoliopsida; Brassicales; Brassicaceae. The record is from the annotation of a GenBank genome assembly.